Molecule: messenger RNA, 1587 nt
Organism: Tribolium madens (black flour beetle)
Lineage: Eukaryota; Metazoa; Arthropoda; Insecta; Coleoptera; Tenebrionidae
Product: fatty acyl-CoA reductase wat-like
Exons: 6
Coding region: 1-1482 (493 amino acids)
Biological process (GO): long-chain fatty-acyl-CoA metabolic process
Cellular component (GO): peroxisome
Molecular function (GO): alcohol-forming very long-chain fatty acyl-CoA reductase (NADP+) activity
Source: RefSeq, a predicted model, not a curated record
AUGUCCCAAUCCCAAAUUCGCGACUUUUACAACACCCAAAACGUCCUAAUAACCGGAGGAACCGGAUUUUUGGGCAAAGUCCUAAUCGAGCGCCUUCUCCGGACCACCAACACCGCCCAAAUUUUCGUCUUGAUUCGAACCAAAAAAGGGAAAAAUGCCCAAACGAGGCUUUACGACAUGUUGGACAGUCUCUAUUACAACAAAGUCAAAACCGAAAAUCCGAAUUUCAAAAGCCGGGUCAGCGCUAUAGAAGGCGACUGCGUUUCGGACAAUUUGGGAUUGUCUCUUCAGGACCGGGAAAAGUUGGUAACAAAGGUCAAUGUCGUGUUUCACGUCGCUGCCACCGUGCAUUUGAACGAAAAUAUCAAAACUGCGUACAAGAUCAACAUCGGGGGGACUGAAAAUUUGCUGAAAUUGUGCCAAAAAAUGAAAAAUUUGAAAAGUGUGAUUCACGUUUCAACGGCCUUUUCCAACUGCCAUUUGGACACAAUUGAUGAAGUUUUCUAUACUUAUCCCUUGGGUUACGACGAAGUCAAAAUCCUGCUACAGGAUUUAACCCCAAACCAGGCCGAGAAACUUUCCGAAAAAAUGUUGGAAGGGUGGCCAAACAGUUAUGCCUUCACUAAGGCCUUGACCGAGGCUAUGAUUGCCUCAGAAGCCAAAAACCUCCCAAUUGGGGUGUUUAGACCGGCUAUUGUCACUUCGACCUAUAAAGACCCAAUCGAAAACUGGAGUGACAGUUACGGUGGCCCGAACAGUAUCCUAGCAGGCGCUGGUUUGGGUUUCCUUCGUUUGUUUCCAUGUGACACUAGAUCGUACAUGGAAGCGGUUCCGGUUGACUUGACCAUAGCCGCCUUGAUCGCAAUAGCGUGGGACGUUUACAAGAAGGACAAAACGGAAAUUCCGGUCUAUAAUUACGUGUCCUCGAUUGACAAUCCCAUAACCUACUACGAGUUUUUUCAUUUGAACACAAUCCAUUUCCCGUACUACCCCCUCACAAAAGCAAAAUGGGCGCCAAAAUUUCGCACCAUGAAAAAAUCACUUUCUUAUCACGUCUUGGCCAUUUUUUAUCACCACAUUCCGGCCUUAAUUUUGGAUUUUUUCCAAGUGGUGCGGUUCCAAAGACCGGAAAUGCUGUCACGGAUUAGGAAAGUCCACGCACUCUUCGAUCUGUUUAGUUUUUAUAGCGAGAAGGGGUGGAAAUAUUCGAAUAAAAAUGUAAAACUUCUUUGGGAGAGAAUGAAUGAGAGUGACCGGAAGUUGUACAAUUUUGAUAUUUCGAGUGUCCAGUGGACGUACUAUUUGAGGUACUAUUACAAGGGUUUGAGGGUUUACUUGUUUGAGGACGAUUUGAGUAAUUUAGCAGAGGCGAAGAAGAAAAUGAGAAGGUUUGAAUUUUUGCACAAUUUGAUGCUGUUUGGAAUUUAUUUCCUUGGGAUGAACUUGAUUUGGGUUAUAUUUUCAAGAAUAUAUUCACCCUAAUUUAAAAAUUGUCAAUUAGAAGGUUUUUAAUUGAAAUGGGGGAAAAUUGAAAAUAACUAACUGCAAGAAAACAAUUUGUUAAAAAUUUAAUAAUAAAUCACUAUG